Molecule: messenger RNA, 2199 nt
Organism: Candidozyma haemuli
Lineage: Eukaryota; Fungi; Ascomycota; Pichiomycetes; Serinales; Metschnikowiaceae
Product: cell differentiation protein rcd1
Exons: 3
Coding region: 1-2199 (732 amino acids)
Biological process (GO): xenobiotic detoxification by transmembrane export across the plasma membrane; mRNA catabolic process; negative regulation of translation
Cellular component (GO): P-body; CCR4-NOT complex; CCR4-NOT core complex
Molecular function (GO): antiporter activity; xenobiotic transmembrane transporter activity
Source: RefSeq, a predicted model, not a curated record
AUGUCGAAACUCCCCAGCAAUACUGCGCUGUCGCCUGAUAACCCUAAUAUCAAAGCGUUGAAUGAUAAGCAUAUCUAUCAAUGGAUAACGGAGCUAGUAACAGGAAGUAACCGAGAGAGAGCUUUACUCGAGCUAGGAAAGAAAAGAGAACAAUAUGAUGACCUUGCCUUGGUUCUCUGGAAUUCGUUUGGAGUUAUGACCGCAUUGUUGGAAGAGAUCAUUUCGGUAUACCCGUUCUUGAAUCCACCUGUCUUGACGGCGUCAGUUUCAAAUAGAGUCUGCAACGCCCUCGCUCUAUUGCAGUGUGUUGCUUCAAAUGCACAAACCCGAGGCGCCUUUCUUCAUGCGAAUAUGCCACUAUAUCUUUAUCCAUUCCUAUCAACAAAUGCUAGGCAAAGGUCCUUCGAGUACUUACGGCUCACAAGUUUGGGGGUUAUAGGCGCUCUUGUUAAAAACGAUACACCCGAAGUUAUCAAUUUCCUCUUAACAACCGAGAUUGUUCCAUUGUGCCUCAAUAUAAUGGAGAUUUCAUCGGAGCUUUCAAAGACGGUGGCUAUAUUCAUCCUUCAGAAAAUUUUAUUGGAUGACCAAGGCCUUUCAUACAUUUGUACGACAUAUGAAAGGUUCCACACUGUUGCAUCUGUCUUAUCCAAGAUGAUAGAACAACUCAGUCAGUCUACUGUACCUUUGAAUUAUCUGGCAUCAGAAGGCCUGUCUCAGAAUGCCAUGUCCAUUCAGAACUCUCAGAAUACAUCCGGAAGCUCUGGCCGUUUGCUUAAGCAUUCAAGCUCGAAACGGCGUGCAUCGACGGUGUUCGGUUCGGUGGGCAAGCAAGGCUUAUUUCUUCCGACUGACUUCAUCAGUUAUGGAUCUGAUGAAUGGGCAUUUGAUGACGACCCAGAACGACCCCUUUUGGCAGGAUCUUUCGAUGCUUUGCAGCAGCAGCAGCAGCAGCAGCAGCAGCAUCAACCAGUAGAUUCUGAUGAACUUAUCGGUGAAGAGCGCGAAAUUUUGAGACGCCAUAGUUUUGAGGUUGACAAUCAUGAUGACGAUGACAUCGCAGAUACGUUUGAGGAUGCUGUGUUGCAAGGGGCGUUGGACAGUACAACCAGGUAUACAGAACUUGUCUCCUUGGUGCGUUCAUCUAUUCCACUUGUAUUUACUUUUCUUUUGCAGAAUUCGUUGUCUACAGUGUCUGUCUUUACCGUCGGACAUUUAGGAGCUGUUGAACUUGCUGCGGUAUCAAUGGGAUCAAUGACAGCGAACAUCACUGGCUAUGCCACCAUUCAAGGAAUUGCUACUGCAUUGGACACCUUGUGCCCACAGGCUUUUGGCGCCAAAAAGUAUCACCUUGUAGGUGAGUAUAUGCAAAAGUGUGUGGCUUUGAUAUGCGUUGUUAUGGCUCCACUUAUGGUCGUGUGGAUCUUUUUCGGCUAUGAGUUGAUAGUUUUGCUACUUCCGGAUAAAUCUACUGCAUUUCUUGCAGCGGUUUAUCUCAAAUAUAUAAGUUUUGGUAUACCCGCCUACAUCUUGUUUGAAUGUGGCAAGAGAUUUUUACAGGCCCAAGGGAUCUAUCACGUCGCUACGUAUGUCCUUUUACUUGCUGCGCCAUCUAACCUUGCAAUGAAUAUUUUGUUUGUGAAACUUUAUGGCUACUUGGGUGCGCCGAUUGCAGUUGCUAUAAAUUAUUGGUUGAUGGCGCUUGGCUUACUAGCCGCUACUUCAUUUUUGAACGAAAACAGUGGACAUUCAGGAGUACACCCCUUAGAUUGUUGGAACGGUUUCAAUUUACGGAAAUCUUUUCAGGAUUGGCCUAAGCUUGUCAGUUUGGCAGUUCCUGGUUGGGUUAUGUUAGAAGCAGAGUUCCUUGCAUUCGAAAUUUUGACCUUGAUGGCUUCAUACCUAGGAACUUAUGAGUUAGCAGCUCAGUCAAUCGGCUCGACAAUGGCUUCAUUGACCUACCAAGUUCCUUUUGCUAUGGGCAUAGCUGCUUCUACAAGAAUAGCAAAUUAUCUUGGUGCUGGAUUAGGUCACUGUGCUAAGGUUACAGGUGAAGUGGCGUUAGUCUUCGGCUUUUUUGUUUCACUCAUCAACUUUUUACUUUUGUACACCCUACAAACUCCUAUUGCAGUUUUGUUCACCAACGACGAGACUGUUAUAUCAUUACUUCACGAAAUUAUGUGGCUAGGCAAACAAUGA